This is a messenger RNA of Gongylonema pulchrum, 351 nucleotides long. The record is from the annotation of a GenBank genome assembly. NCBI's taxonomy places the organism in Eukaryota, Metazoa, Nematoda, Chromadorea, Rhabditida, Gongylonematidae.
AAAGUAACUUUUCGACUGGGAUUAUUUGCAGCGCAUCCGGGCUGCAAAGCCGAUCAGUGGCAGUGCGAUAAGUAUGAAUGGCGCUCAACAUCGUGCAUUCCGGAAUAUCAGCGCUGCGACAAUAUCACCGACUGUGCUGACGGUUCCGAUGAAGUGGACUGUCCAGCGCAAAGUGUUUCAUGUAAUGUGAACGACGGAUCAGUAUUCCAGUGUGCUGAUGGCCGGCAGUGCUUUGAUAUUUCUAAGCAGUGUGAUGGAAAAUACGACUGUCGCGAUCUGAGUGACGAAAAGCGAAAUCAAAGCAGCGAUGACGCAACAUGCUUGCCGUUGUGGUCGUGCUUUUUUGCAUGA